AUGACCGUGCCUAACAUCAGCAAACUCAGUUUCUAUGUUCUACUCUUGUCGGUUGCCUUCGCACAGAUCUUAGCGGUCAGUGCUGCAGAGAACAACCUGGAGUCUGAUAAUAUGGAUGGUAUAGUUAAUGGCACAUCUCGCAAAUCUCUCCAGAGCUCAGAAAAAUACCUGGAGGCAACUGUUGAAGAUAUUUCUGACUCCGAGGAUGCAGAUUACACUCCUCCAAAUCUUGAUGAUCAUGAUGACAUGGAAUCUGAGGGCUCAGAAGUGAGUGAAGAUGAAGAAGCUGAUAUCAAGGAUGAUGCAGUAUUGCUCACCUUCAUCAAUGUAUUAUCGAUGGCUCAGGAGGCAGCCACAGAAGCAGAGAGGGCAAAAGCAAAGGCAAGCAAACAGCCAAAAACUUACACUGGCAACUCUGCACGCAGCCAUCGACGAUUUUCUGCAAAACGGAAGAAAAUUGCAAGUGAGGGCCAUCAAUCAUUUAUUAGCAGCUGGCUUCAAGUUGUUGCACAGAAGACAAACCUCCAAGUCAGUCAGACUGUGUCCGAGUCUGAGUCAGUGGGGGCAACAGCUUCUGUUGAGUCUGUGUCUGUAAUGGACUCUAUGAAUGGUGCAAUAAAUCUGCGAGAAGAGGAAGAGGAAUCAGACUUGAGUGAACCCAGCAAGUCAGAGGGGGAAUUCCUACCGAAAGCAGUCACUGUCAAGCAGCCAAAACAAAUUGAGGAGAUGCUACAAGAUCUCCGGAAUGGACAGUGCCCCCAUGAUAAUGAUCAAGAGACACUCACGGACAUUACACUCAAUGCUCUGAGUUACCAGGACUUUCCCGCACUGCGACAUGUGCGGGCAAAACUGAUAGUCCAAGCCAAAAAUAAACAGCUUGAUGUGAUUUUCUGGGCCUGCAUUUCUGCCAUGACAGGUGCCCUCAACCUGUAUCUUGAUCCUGAACUGUCAUAUUCAUGGUGUGAGGCUUCAUUACUGGUCACAAAAUCUCAUGGCAAGGGAUCAAGCCAUGCCCGCAAUAUACGCACUUGGAUUCAUCAUUUUCUCCAUCACAAAAAACUCCCUCUUCAUCAUUAUGGCCGUUAUUCAAACUCCAUUCUUGAGGACGAAGAUUUUGCUCAAGACAUUCAGCUUCAUCUUAUGGAGGUUGCAAAGCAUGGCUACAUAUGCGCACAAGAUAUUGUCGACUAUAUCACAAGACCAGAAGUCCAGGGAAGGCUUGGUUCAAAGAAGACCGGAAUCUCACUGGCCACUGCACAAAGAUGGAUGCACAAGUUGGAUUGGCGAUACGGGAAGAAACAGAAUGGGAUGUAUAUUGAUGGUCAUGAGCAGGAGGAUGUAGUGAAGUACCGCAAGGAAUUUUUGCAGCGCUGGAAAGAAUAUGAGAAGCGCAUGGUAAUGUACGAUAAUGAUGGCAAUGUCCUCACAAGUCCAUCUGGAUUCCCUGUUGCUCAAGGGUCUUGUUUCCGCCUCAUUCUUGUCACCCACAACGAGUCAACAUUCUAUGCUAACGAUCAAUGGAAAAACCGCUGGAAUCAUUCUAGUGAUAAGGCAACACCAGAACAGAAGGGCGAGGGGCCAUCCUUGAUGAUUUCAGAUAUGGUGACACUCGACUUGGGAAGGUUGAAGGAUGACGAGGAGGAGGCUCGCACUAUCUUCAAAGCUGGCAAAAAUUGA
Suillus discolor is the source of this 1677-nucleotide messenger RNA. RefSeq lists its product as uncharacterized. Bases 1 to 1677 code for a protein of 558 amino acids. NCBI's taxonomy places the organism in Eukaryota, Fungi, Basidiomycota, Agaricomycetes, Boletales, Suillaceae. The record is from RefSeq and is a predicted model, not a curated record. The transcript is spliced from 4 exons.